UAAGCAAGGAAUGAAUUGCAAUGUUUCUUGUCCAUCCCAGCUACAGAAGAGAGCUGUUCGUUCUUCGGUGUGUCUUGGGCUUCGCAUCCCUAUCUCGAUCACCAGCACUUCUACAGCCAUCUUGCAUUCCUACUUUCAGACUGUGGCUUGUUUCCAUUCUUGGAUGUCCCGUUGUUUACAGCUCCCGUUCCAGUCGCUCCUUCAUUCCGCUCGAUAAUUGCCGUCAUUUCAACACGGCUUACGAGUCAUCCUUGAGCCGCCCCUGCAGCUCUCUCGCGCUGCCAUGAAUCAACACAGCAGGUGCUAUUGUUAAUUUUCAACGGGAACAGCAGUGGCGUAGGACGUGGUCAACUUUUCCCUCCCUGCUAGCUGGCCGACCUCUGAACGCGAAUCUCCACCCUGCUUCAGAGCUUCAGAACACCAUGGAUCCCUCUUCUCCUACCGGCGACGAGUCGUCGGAAUAUCCCUCUCCCUACAACACCCAACAACCGGGUCCAUUCGACACUCCGAGACGGGACGACUCCUUCGGUGAAAGCUUCCAGUCCACAGCUACAGUGCGGAGAGUACCAGAAACCACCUACGGUACUAUGGCUAGCCCAACCCCAGGAAGCACUGCUCAGUUCGCUGAAGGAAGUGCCUCAGCUCAAGAUCGAUCCCAUUCAAGAGCUAGCCAAACUCUUAGCCGUUCACCCGUACUGGGCGCCCCCGACCGAGACCGCCCCCGCCAACGGAGGCCCGCAAUGCCGCGUCGGCCGUCAUCCACUGCUCAAGCGCGCCACCGGGGUGGGAUAUUCUCCGUUGACGAUGGGAUUAGCGAGGUAGAGGCCGAUGCAGCGGUGCGACAGCAGAGCUAUGGUUCCACCGUGCGCAGGCGCCUGCAUGCUCCUCCGUCACUGCCAAAGCUACACGCGACUCACGAGGACGACGGCGACGACGAGGACGCACAUGGUGACGAGCAUGCGCAGCUUCCGGAGGAAUCUCUACCAGAACCUGCGGUUAUGGACACAGAUGCCCAGGAGAGUGACGAAAGGGGUGGGCCCGCCGACGAAGACGACGACGACCUUAGCGAUGCUGAAAGCUUCACCCUGAAAGAUCGUCAACAGGCAAUCAACUUGACACAUCCCUUCGGCAUCAGAAUAUGGAAGCCAGCUCUGUACAAGAAAGACCGGUCGGUGCAGAAGAACGCCGAAGGCGACAUUCACUCCUCACCGGGCGGCCAUGUCAGCCGCUGGUUGCUAUUUAUCAACCUCAUCUGGACCCUGGCGUUUGGUUGGUGGAUGGCCCUGAUCGCUUUCGCGGGGGCCUUGCUUUGUUUUCUGUUUGCUGCCGCGCCGAGUGCCCGCCAGUAUGGGCGUGUUCUAUGGGGUCUGUCGGGCUACCUCUUCUACCCCUUUGGCAAGUUUGUCCGCCUAGAGCAGCAGGAGGCCUAUCUCGACGAGGACCAAGGAGAGGGCAGGAGCAUCAGCGAGUACGAGCAGUGGCAGAAUGGAGAUCUCGAAUACGGCCGACUCUUCUUCGGGCCGGAGCGCAGCCGGUCCAUCAUUGGCCGUUCGAGGAGGAGCAUCGACUCGGAACCCGACGAGACCCAGAGUCUUCUCGGCAGGCCCGGCCGUGGCGAAGAACCCUCGGAUCCCGACCUCCCCAGGUCGAAGCGCCGGCUGUUUGGUCGCGGGCAGUGGAAUGUCGGUCGGGUGAUAUUCUUCUGCUUCUUCUACACCCUCAUCACUCCCUCCCUGUUCAUCGUCUCGGGCAUCUGCUGGUUCCUGGUCUUCUGGAUCCCUAUGGGCAAAGUCACCAUGCUCCUGCUCGACCAUCUUCGGAGGCAUCCGCUGGCCCUGUCCUUUGAAUCGGACAUAGCCUACGCCCGGAUGCCGGCGACCCCCCAUUCUUCGAUCCUGGUUUGCACCUAUCGGGCCGCGGGCUUGAAGUACUGGAAGUACACCAUUGACGGAACCAAUAUCUUCCUGAUCAACUUGAUGGCGGUCGUCAUGUUUGUUGUCUUUGACUGGCUUGUCCUGGACGAGCUGCUGCAUAUUGAGCACUUUGUCACCUCCCCUGCCUUCUUGUUCGUGGCUGGUCUAUUCUCCAUCAUUCCCCUGGCCUACUUCAUCGGCCAGGCGGUUGCCUCGAUCUCGGCCCAGUCGUCGAUGGGCCUGGGUGCCGCGAUCAAUGCCUUCUUCUCCACCAUCGUCGAGGUCUUCCUCUACUGCGUGGCACUUGAGCAGGGGAAGGCAAGGCUUGUCGAGGGGAGCAUCAUCGGUAGCAUCUUUACAGGCGUGCUCUUCCUGCCGGGGCUCUCCAUGUGCUUUGGUGCCAUUAAGCGGAAGACUCAGCGAUUCAACUCCAAGUCCGCCGUCGUUACCUCGACGAUGCUGCUCUUCGCCGUCAUCGGCGCCUUUGGGCCGACUCUCUUCUACCAAAUCUACGGCACCCAUGAGCUCAACUGUCGCGACUGCCUCGACCUGGAGAUCCCUGCGCAUGGGGGGAUUCGCGAUUGCCGCCGGUGCUAUUUCUCCCAGUCUCCGGCCCUCAAUGACCGUUUCUAUCUCGAAGCCGUCCGCCCGUACUGCUAUAUGGCUGCCAGCAUGCUCUUCCUGUCCUACAUUAUCGGGCUGUGGUUCACACUGCGCACCCACGCGGCCGUCAUCUGGAGCACGGACGCCGAUGAGAAGAAAUACGAGGAGCAUAUCAUCACCUCACACGCGACUCCCCGCACCGCCGGUCCUCACCCGACGGCGGAUGCCAGUGGCGCUGACAUCAGGGAUUCGCACCUUUACAAGCGUAUCUUGGGACAGUCCUUGCGCCAGGUUGGGUUGCAGUCGCGGCCCGAGGAGCAGACCCACCACAAACAUGGACUUGCACAUGCGUCUUCUAGGUCUGGGUCUGCGCCUGUCAAGGCCUCCCUCACUCCCCACGUUGUCCCUCCCAAGUCUCCGAGCUUCCCGCACGACGGCGACCGUGCCACGGUUCACAUACCCGGCUUCUCAGAGGCCGAGAACAACAAUCUUGUGCAUCGGGUGGCCGAGAUUGCAGCGACCGCAGCCACGGUGGCCGCUCGCGACGCGAGGAAUCCGAGGCGCGUGUCCAUCCAGCAAGCUGGAGCGAGCAGCUCCACGUCCCAGGCAAACAGAUCUACGGCCCCGGUGCGGGCUCAAGCUCUCCCUAUCCACGAAGAAGUUCCCGACCACCCCGCCACUGCACACGAGGCCGGGCACGCCGGCGGCGGACAUGAUGCGCCGAAUUGGAGUCGGUUGAAGAGUUCGGUCAUUUUGAUGAGCGCUACAAUACUAUACGCCAUAAUUGCCGAGAUCCUAGUCGACACUGUAGAUGUGGUUCUCGAAGGGUUUGCCAUCGAUGAGAAAUUCUUGGGUAUCACGCUGUUCGCCCUGGUUCCGAACACGACCGAGUUUCUGAACGCCAUCUCGUUCGCCAUGAACGGCAACAUCGCGCUAUCCAUGGAAAUCGGUUCGGCCUACGCGUUGCAGGUGUGCCUCCUGCAGAUACCCGCGCUGGUCCUCUUCUCGGCCCUCUAUACCAUCCAGCCGCUGAACCCCAACGACGACAUGUCGCGCUACAUCUUCACGCUCCUGUUCCCGCAGUGGGACAUGGUGACGGUCAUCCUGUGCGUCUUCCUGCUGUCGCACAUGUACGGCGAGGGCAAGAGCAACUACUUCAAGGGCAGCAUCCUCCUGCUCAGCUACCUCGUCGUCAUCACGGGCUACUACUUCAGCAGCUUCGGGGCGGAUAUGGACGGCGGCACGAGUCCCGUCAGCCGGUUCGACACCCUCGGCAGUGACGGGCAGUGGAUGAGCUACGGGUUCAAGACGGUGGGGAGGGGCACCGGUGGUGUGGCGUUCUAGAAGGGGGGGGCGAGAGCAUACUGCGGUGAUGAUGGAGGUGUGGGCCACUGUUGGGUUUCCUUUCUGCUUGGGACUCGACCCUCGAUCACCAAACUGGACAAGAAGCAUGGGGUGACGUGUUUUAGACCGGUCGGGUUUAUCUCUCUCUGAAUGACCAAUUCGAUAUACAAGUUGGAGUUCAUGAUGGGCGUUAGCAGUGGGGCCUGGAGGUCAGUUGCGUUGAGCUCCGAAGAUGGCAUAAUGUAAUUAAUCUUUGUUCCACCAAGAUACCAAUUUCAUAUUUUGACCCUAACCUGCAACGCAGUAUAAUUGACCUGUUCUGAAUGUGCCCACAGUAUUAUUCUGUGAGACAAGUAUGGUUUUUAUAAGAGAUACCCAGAUGUUUCUCAAUAUUACCCUCGAGUCCCCA
Phialemonium atrogriseum is the source of this 4269-nucleotide messenger RNA. RefSeq lists its product as uncharacterized. The transcript is spliced from 3 exons. The coding region runs from base 423 to 3860 and encodes 1145 amino acids. Gene Ontology annotation, biological process: calcium ion transmembrane transport; intracellular calcium ion homeostasis. Gene Ontology annotation, cellular component: membrane; endomembrane system. NCBI's taxonomy places the organism in Eukaryota, Fungi, Ascomycota, Sordariomycetes, Cephalothecales, Cephalothecaceae. Gene Ontology annotation, molecular function: calcium:proton antiporter activity. The record is from RefSeq and is a predicted model, not a curated record.